AUGAUAUCGGAAUUGUCGAUCAAUAACAUCACCUUCACCGAAGAAGACCGAAUGACAGAAGAAGGACAUAACCGCGCUCUGUUCGUAACUGCUUCAAUCAAAGGUGCCGAAUUCAGGAGAGUCCUCAUCGAUACAGGUGCUUCUACGAAUCUCGUCACCAUGAAGACUCUCAAGGAGGCCAAGGUUCCACAAACCAAAAUUGUUCAUCAUCCCAUACUGAUGACGGGUUUUGAAGGAAGUCAGAGUCAUACGUACGGGUAUGUCUAUGUGGAUUUAAAAGUGGGGUCGAUUCAAUCCACUGUCAAGCUUCAUGUGAUCGAGAAAGACCCUGAUUAUCACAUGAUACUCGGAAGGCUAUGGCUUUAUGACAACAAAGUUGUUCCCUCGACAUACCACCAGUGUAUGAAGUCUUUGCUCAACAACAAAAUUAUCCGCAUCCCAGCUUCAGUGUCUCCUUAUGCUCUGGUUCACGAUGCCGAGUUCCUGGAACCAAAGAGCAUCCCCGAACCUCCAAGCAGUAUCUACAGUACUCCGCUCCCGAGUUGGAAGUCAAUGGAAAAAGCUGACCAACCAUCACCAACGGAUGCUAAAUCCAUCAAGUCAUCCACCACGCCACUCAAACGUUGUUAG
Papaver somniferum (opium poppy) is the source of this 630-nucleotide messenger RNA. RefSeq lists its product as uncharacterized. NCBI's taxonomy places the organism in Eukaryota, Viridiplantae, Streptophyta, Magnoliopsida, Ranunculales, Papaveraceae. The record is from RefSeq and is a predicted model, not a curated record. The transcript has a single exon. Bases 1 to 630 code for a protein of 209 amino acids.